UUUAUUCAGCGGCUGCUUGCUUAGCUUAUACACCAAUAAACCGGUCAAUACUAAUCCGGAUUUUCUCUUCUAUUUUAUAGCAAUGUUUUCUACCAAUUUUGAGCCGGUUCAUAUCUGCUUUGAUGAUGCUAUGAUAACCGGAGAUGAACUCACAGAAAUAUUGGCGUUUCUUCAAUCAGACGAGUCGGAUAAUCCAAGCGGUACAAGCGAGUUGGUACCGGUUGAUGAGAAGAAGAGAAGGCGGACGUUAUCGAACCGGGAAUCGGCAAAGAGAUCGAGGUUGAAGAAGAAGAAACGUUUUGAAGAAUUAACCGAAGAGGUGAAGCGGCUGAACCUAAGGAAUCAGGAGCUGAAAAACCGGUUAGCUAAUGUGGUUAGUUGUGGUAAUGACAUAUCAAAUGAAAAUAACAGCUUGAAAACCGAAACGGUUUGCCUUGAAAUGAGGCUUCUAGACUUGUACCGGUUUUUAGUGGCCAUUCAAUCGCCAGUCUCAACGAGAGUAACUUACAUCACAGAGCUCGAGAUUUAAGUUUGGCAUAUAAUAAAACAGAAACGAUGCCAAGUAACUUUUUGGGCAUUUUUGUAAAGGUCAAUACGAUUUUAAUUAAGAAUUCUCACAUUUUGGUUCAAAGAUGCAUGUGUAUAUCAGUAUAUGUAAAUAUUAUGUGUCAUCUGUAUGGAUAUAAUAUUUGUCAAACUUGUUUCCCUCUACAUAAAACACAACCAUAAUUCUC
This is a messenger RNA of Camelina sativa (false flax), 734 nucleotides long. Its product is annotated as basic leucine zipper 4-like. NCBI's taxonomy places the organism in Eukaryota, Viridiplantae, Streptophyta, Magnoliopsida, Brassicales, Brassicaceae. Gene Ontology annotation, cellular component: nucleus. The record is from RefSeq and is a predicted model, not a curated record. Gene Ontology annotation, molecular function: DNA-binding transcription factor activity; transcription cis-regulatory region binding. Gene Ontology annotation, biological process: positive regulation of DNA-templated transcription.